This is a messenger RNA of Dunckerocampus dactyliophorus (ringed pipefish), 4380 nucleotides long. It is a transcript of the gene lrtm1, whose product is annotated as leucine-rich repeat and transmembrane domain-containing protein 1. The transcript has 4 exons. Gene Ontology annotation, molecular function: protein binding. The record is from RefSeq and is a predicted model, not a curated record. The coding region runs from base 679 to 1791 and encodes 370 amino acids. Lineage: Eukaryota; Metazoa; Chordata; Actinopteri; Syngnathiformes; Syngnathidae.
GCUUCAUGUUUCUGUUUUUGCAGCGGCAGAUCCCAGAUCCAGUUUUACCUCGUGCAGCUCUUACCAAAGAAAUCGGGACCGUGAAUGUCAAAGUGCAUGUGCACCCUGAGAUUUAAGAAGCACAGCUGUCUGCCGAGGGACGACACACUGUCACAUUUACUGAUAUAACUAGGGACAGGGGGAGGAAGCAAGCAAGCAGCAAGCAGAGGAUGUACAAUUUAGAGAAAAAAAAACAUAGCGUCAAGGCAAAGGGAAGAGAGAAAAAUAUGUCGAAGCACAAAAAAACAGCGUGAUGGAAAAUAAAAGAGACAGAAAGAAACAGGCUGCAAGCAAGAGGAAGAGAGACAGGGAGAGAGCACUCGAGCGAGAGAGAGAGCUUCAAUGAUUCCCACACUGGCUGGCACUAAGCUCUGUGUUCUGAUCCGGCUCCUCUGAUGGGGUUUCAUGCUUGUAGGCAGUGUUGGGGAUUCUGAGAGCAACGCACGUUUCAAAGCCGUAUCUUGGCUUAUUUUAAAAUCCUACUCACUGACCAUCUCAGCCAACCAAGAUGAGAGUCAGGAAAACUCAUCUCAGCCUUAAUGAUGGCUAAUGGAUGCUGAAGAAGGGUCAGUCACUUGAACCCAAAAGUGGAGAUAAAAAGGACAGCAAACUCCUGCGGUUGAAGGACGCCCAGCAGAUAUGAGAGUGUUACUGGCAUGUUGCCUCCUCUCCCUCCUCUCUCACUCACAUGCCUGUCCCAAAGAGUGCAGCUGCAACGCAAACACCAAAGUCGUGGACUGCCGGGGUCGCGGCCUGUAUGACAUUCCCCGACGAUUACAUCCAGACACCCAAGAAUUAUAUCUCCAAGACAAUCGGAUCAGAGGCCUUGGAUCGGUGGCUUUUCGAGAAAUACCCCUGGUUCGCAUUCUCGAUCUAUCAAAUAAUUCUAUCACAUCUGUUUCCCCAACUGCUCUUCUGGGGCUCAGAACCCUGCAGCGCUUCAGCCUGGCCUACAACAGCCUGAGAGAGCUUGACAAGCGGUUGUUUGGACCCAUUCACUCACUUUCACACCUUGAUCUUUCACACAACAGCCUAUGGGGCUUGUCCGGAGCCUUGGGAGACAAUCUGAGGAACCUGAGCCACUUGGGACUCGCCCACAACAGGCUAACACGAUUGGACCGAUCCCUGCUGGAAGCCUUGGGCCGCCUGGACAGCCUCACACUACGAGGCAACCCAUGGAAAUGUGACUGCCACCUUAUAGGCCUCAAACUGUGGCUGGAGGCCUACCUCUUCAAAGGUGGUGCAGUGGAUGAGGUGCUUUGCUCCCAGCCUGUCGAGAUGAGGGACAGAGACCUACAGAAGGUCCCUUACCAGCUUUUCCAUGCAUGUAUGACCACAAGCUACCAUUACUUGUUUGCCAACAUACAUCAUCUGGAGUCGGAACGGCUGCUGCGAGGCCACAUCCAUGGCAACCAUGCUCAUCCUUCAAGCCACGCGCUCCAUGUCCCGAUGGAAAUGGGGGAGGGGUUUGGUGGAGGGGGAGGAGGAGGAAGUUUGCCAGAAUGCGAGCCUAAGCAAAGGCACCGACCAGUCAACUUGCGCCAUGCCAUUGCCACAGUGAUCAUCACCGGUGUGGUGUGUGGGGUAGUGUGUCUGAUGAUGCUGGCUGCAGCAGUGUAUGGUUGCGCAUAUGCUGCCAUCAUGGCCAAAUAUCAGCGGGAGCUAAAGAAGAAUGAGGAGUUGGCAGCGGCUCGUGCAGCCGAGCAUGCCACACUGGAUGAGAAGGAACCACUGGAGAAUGCUAUUGCGUAGGAGAUGAUGACACAUAUCCCAAACUUCAAACGUGGGCCUCAACCCUUUAACCUAAUCAUCUUUGGAUGCCAUAUGUGUGUUUGUGCAUGUGCGAGUGUGAGAAAAAGAAGAGGAGUGUAAUUUGAGAUUCAUGUUUGUGAUGUCGUCUGAAACUUGGGUAGCCCUCUUACACAGGUAUUUGUCUAUGCACUAAAGAAGAACUGGAAAUAAAAAAACAGAGAUAUCUAUUUUCUCUUGAGAAAAUAGAAAGAUGCAUAUCACAGAUACAGUAGAUACAAAUUGCUAUAUUUAUUACUCUGUAUUUGUAGAUCUUAGUAAAUCUCUGGUAUCUGAAAUGAAUUUCAGCAUUUGGUUCAUUCAGCUGUUGUUUAUAGUUAUCUUGUCUAAUUUUGAAAUUCAAAGUAGGCAGCUGUUUUCAGUUAUGUUUUAAUUUGUUUGUGAUGAAGGAAAAAAGUCUUUGUGUUAUUAUUUAUGCUGAUUGUGUGUAUGUGUGCUGAAUGCACAUAUUUAUAGAGAAUUUCAUUGUUUGUGCCUAAUAAUGUGAUAUAGUUUUGCAGAGAAAAUAUGUUCUAUGAAGGAUAUUUUUCUGACAACUCUUUCAGGGACGAUGGGUAAAUUUUUGAAGCAAUAACAAAACUUGGACUCAGCCUUGUUGUUUUCCCACAACUUUACGGGUUCAUGUGGAUUAUUGUACUGCUGCACAAAAUUACAUCUACACAUGCAAACUUUUACUGUCCAUUCAGUUGAAUUGUUAUUUGUGAGUCAUGGCAACUACAUAAAGGUAGAUAUGUCUUUCAGUAUGUAUUAUACAAAAUAAAUGGAAACAUUUUACCUGACUGCAGUAUUUAUAUUGAUCAGAUCUUUGAGUUUCUUGAUGAUACAUUUGUAUAACACGACAAAAUGGCCAGUCCAAGUGUGCCCAAAUAAUUUUUUAUACAGAAGGAAAGACCAUUUGAGUGAAAAAUUACUCCGCUUAUCUUGUCAAGUGAUAAGAUCCAGUGGAUUUAAAAGGUUUCACAUCACUGAUAGAAAAUUAUAAAUGAAUUAAAAGGAAAAAAAACAUGUUCAGACUCUGUUUACUACAAAAUCCAACAAAUUUUGCCUUUGACACAUCUGAAGUUAGUUUAGCAGGUAUAACACAAUAUGUUUUUAUUUAUUUUUCUCAAGACGCUGCGCAUCCCCUGAAGUCUUCUGGCAUCGGUGAGACUCACCUAACACUUUGAAAACCACUGUUCUCAAGGGUUAGUCGUUGUUGGUAUGUGUGACUGUUUAACACAUGACUGAAUGUGAUUAGUCACAUUAUGAAAUGGUUUACACACCUUCAAUGUUGUUUUAUUUAUUCAGGUUUUAAAAUUUGUUUUGGAAUUGGUGUGAAGUGUUGUUUUCUCAUUUGCAGAAAACGGUUUUGUUGUUUACAUCCUCAGAAAUUGGCAUUUUAAAGGGUAUUGUCAACUUUUAAUAUCCAUCUGCCAUCUUGCUUUUAAUGUCAACGUUGCAACACAACAAAUGCAGAAACAACUCAAAUGAUAUAUUUUUUUUUAAUAGUUAAAAAUCCAUGUGACAUAUAUUGAGUAGAGGCUACUGUACAUAUUUUUGGUGUUUACAUUUGAGUGUUUUCUUAGCAAUUACAAUUGACAUUAUAUGCAUAGCCAGAAAACAGCAGCAAAUCAAAUCUUACUCAGCCUGAUUGAGAUGUGCAAUAAAUACACACAGAUGCAGUUGGUCUUAACAUCUUAACGACUGACCUGACAUUUAUGGCUCUGUGUGUUGCGCCAGCAAACCCAAUGCACGUGGCAAAGGAUGUGACUGCCACCUUACACACACGCAGACACAGUAAUAGAGUGUGUGUGUGCGUGUGUGCACGUGGAUGUGUGUGUAUGGUCAGCCCAGUUGUGACUCAAGAGAUGUCUGGGGGAGUCCAGAGGAAUGGGCAGGAGGGGGGUACCAUGGCAUGUGAUGUCAUCAGCCUGUCUUGUCAAGUUAGUGUGCUAGUGUAUUCACAAGUCUACAGCUCAGUGGAGCGGAGGCCAGUGAAAACUGGCCCUAACCGGCCCACACUAAAUUUGCAUUCCAGCCUACAUUUCCCCUCCCAUCUGACUCUCUUACAUAAAAUCAUUCUUACAGACAUCCCCCCUGUCUGAUAGGCAUGAUCAUCAUUACUGUACAUCACCAAGUGAUGUACACCAAGAGUAUAGUCAAAUGGAGUACACAAUAGCGUCACAUACCUGACACAAUGAUGUAACCUUAGGAGAAUACUGGGAAAAGAAUAUGAUGGGCUGCAUGUUUAUCACUCUUCUAGGAAUCGGAUGUAUACCAGGCACAUGUGCAUGUCUUUGUGCGUGUAUGUGCAUGUGCGUGUGUGUGAGCUGUGGUACCACACAGACUCCCCCAUCUCUGUCCUUCUGCUCCAAUGGUUUCCCCCAGGCCUAUAGUACCCACAAUGCACUGCUCUCAUGUCAACGCAGCCAGGCACUGUGAAAAUGGUUCUCUUUUUCUGCCCUUUUCUGCACAACCCCCCCCCCCCCCCCCACACACACACACACACACACCACCUCACCCCACCCCAAACCCACCCACUCCUUGCCUUGU